Messenger RNA from Nestor notabilis (Kea), 5535 nucleotides. Its product is annotated as hemicentin-1-like. Gene Ontology annotation, molecular function: calcium ion binding. The transcript is spliced from 33 exons. The record is from RefSeq and is a predicted model, not a curated record. Bases 1 to 5535 code for a protein of 1844 amino acids. NCBI's taxonomy places the organism in Eukaryota, Metazoa, Chordata, Aves, Psittaciformes, Psittacidae.
AUGUAUAUAAUUAGGCUUUAUUUGUCCUUAGUUCCUCCAACUAUUGCUCCUGGACACACGAAUAUUACAGUUACUGUAAAUGUGCAGACCAUUUUGCCUUGUGAAACCACUGGAAUUCCAAGACCAGCAAUUAGCUGGAAAAAGAAUGGGCAUCUGCUUAGUGUUGACCAGAACCAGAAUACAUACAGACUUCUAUCUUCAGGUUCCUUAGUAAUCAUUUCUCCCACUGUGGAUGACACUGCUGUCUAUGAGUGCUCUGUGUCAAAUGAUGCAGGAGAAGAUCAAAAAGCAGUUGAGCUCACUGUUCAAGUGCCUCCGUCCAUAGCAGAUGAAGCCGCAGACCUUUUGGUGACAAAGCUGUCUCCAGCAGUGAUUUCCUGCACUGCAUCAGGGGUUCCUGUCCCCUCACUUCAGUGGACCAAAAACGGCAUAAAGUUGCUUCCCAGAGGAGAUGGUUACAGAAUUCUCUCUUCAGGUGCUAUUGAAAUACCUGCUGCUCAGCUAGCACAUGCAGGACGGUACACCUGUGUGGCCCGGAAUGCAGCUGGCUCUGCUCACAGAGAUGUUACUCUUCACAUUCAAGAGCCACCAGUUAUCCAAACUCAGCCAGGGGCACUGGAUGUCAUUGUGAACAAUCCCAUUCUGCUACCAUGUGAAGCAGCAGGUACACCUCAACCCAUAAUAACAUGGCAAAAGGAGGGCAUCAAUAUAAUCACAACAGGAAACAGUUAUAUGGUUCUUCCAAGUGGCAGUUUACAGAUUGCAAAAUCAACUAUUGAAGAUGCUGGCACUUACAUGUGUGUUGCUCAAAAUCCAGCUGGCACUGCUCUGGGGAAGAUCAAACUGAAAGUUCAAGUUCCUCCUGUUAUCAAGCCCCACCUCAAGGAAUAUAUUGUUCCUGUUGAUCAGUCUGUCACUCUGCAGUGUGAGGCUGAAGGCUACCCUGGGCCAGAGAUAAUUUGGCAUAAAGAUGGACAGCAAAUAACAGAGUCCAUUAGAAGAAGAAUUCUCAGUACUGGUGCUCUUCAGAUUGUGUUUGUACAGCCUGGUGACACCGGCCUUUACACAUGCAUAGCGGCAAACCUGGCAGGCUCCAGCACUUCUAGCAUGGACCUCACUGUACACAUUCCACCCAAGAUUCGCAGGACGGAUGCACAGUACACAGUCACAGAGGACUCCCAGGCUGUUCUAUCCUGUGUGGCUGAUGGGAUUCCAACACCAACAAUAAACUGGAAGAAGGACAAUACACUUUUAACAGAGCUAGUAGGAAAAUAUCGGGCUGUGCCAGAUGGAGACCUCAUUUUGGACAGUGUUGUUCCUGAAGAUUCUGGCAGUUACACCUGUAUUGCGAACAAUGCUGCUGGAGAAGACACACACACUGUCACUCUGAUAGUUCAUGUACUUCCCGCUUUUACUGAACUGCCUGCAGAUGUAGCUUUGACUAAAGGAGAACAGCUCAGAUUAACUUGCAAAGCAACUGGGAUACCUGUACCCAAAAUAACAUGGACCUUUAACAAUAACAUCAUUCCAGCACGAUAUGAUGAUGUAAAUGGACACAGUGAACUUGUUAUCGACAGAGUGUCUAAAGAUGACUCUGGUACCUAUGUCUGCACAGCAGAAAACACAGUUGGCUCAAUCAAAGCUAUUGGUUUUGUGUAUGUCAAAGAGCCUCCAGUCUUCAAAGGGAAUUACCAGUCUAGCCGAAUUGAGCCCUUGGGAGGCAAUGCUAUGUUGAAUUGUGAAGUCAGAGGAGAUCCACCUCCAACCAUCCAGUGGAGCAAAAAAGGACUUGGCAUUCAGAUUAGCAAUAGGAUCCGACAGCUUAACAAUGGUUCUCUCGCUAUCUACGGCACUGUAAAUGAAGAUGCUGGUGACUACAAGUGUGUGGCUACCAACGAUGCUGGUGUGGUGGAACGCAGUCUGACACUAACACUUCAGAGUCCUCCAGUCAUCACUGUUGAACCUGUAGAGACAGUUAUAGAAGCUGGUGCCACAGCAAUGUUGAACUGCCAGGCAAAUGGGGAGCCUUCUCCAACCGUCAAAUGGUCCCGCCAGGGCCAUCCAAUUGUGAGCGAUGAGAGAAUGACUGUCCUGUCCAAUGGCUCCUUGCGUAUUGUUGCAGCACAGAAGGAAGAUACGUCUGAAUAUGAGUGUGUAGCAAGGAAUCUAAUGGGAUCUGUUCUUGUUAGAGUACCACUGACUGUCCAGGUGCAUGGUGGAUUUUCCAAUUGGCUUGAAUGGCGAGCUUGCAGCGUAACUUGUGGUCAAGGUGUUCAGGAGAGAGUCCGUCAAUGCAACAACCCUCUUCCAGCAAAUGGUGGGAAGAGGUGUGAGGGGCCUGAUACAGAUGUGCGCAGCUGCCACCACAAGCCAUGUCCAGUGGAUGGCAACUGGUCAGAAUGGGGGCUAUGGGAAGAGUGUUCAAAGAGCUGUGGACAAGGUAACAGGACCAGAACCAGAACCUGCAGUAACCCAUCAACUCAGCAUGGCGGGAAGCCCUGUGAUGGCAGUGCUGUGGAUUCAGUCAUGUGUAAUAUUAGGCCUUGCCCAGUUGAUGGUGAGUGGAGUUCCUGGCUGCCAUGGAGUCCUUGCAGUGAGACUUGUGGGAAAGGUACUCAGACACGACUGAGGCUCUGCAAUAACCCUCCUCCUUCACACGAUGGAUCAUACUGUGAGGGAUCUGAUGCACAGAUGCAGGUUUGCAGCAAGAGGCGCUGCCCAGUGGAUGGGAAGUGGGCCACGUGGAGCAGUUGGAGUGCCUGCACCAUGUCCUGUGGAGGAGGCAGCAGGCAGAGAACGCGCCACUGCUCAGACCCAGCCCCACAGUUUGGGGGUCACAAAUGUGAAGGAAAUGACAUACAAAUUGAUUUUUGCAACAGCGAUCUUUGUCCAAUUCAUGGAAACUGGGGCCCAUGGAGUAGCUGGGGAACUUGUAGUCGAACAUGCAAUGGAGGCCAGAUGAGGCGAUACCGGACCUGUGACAAUCCUCGCCCUGCCAGUGGUGGAAGGGCAUGUGCAGGGGCUGACAUGCAGAUCCAGAGGUGCAGCACUGAACUGUGCCCCGUGGAUGGGAACUGGGGGCAGUGGCAAACAUGGAGUCAAUGCUCGGCUUCUUGUGGAGGAGGAGAGCAGACCCGAAUACGCCUGUGCAGCAAUCCAGCCCCAUUAAAUCGUGGACGUCCUUGUCCUGGAGAUUCCUCCCAGAUAUCCAGGUGUAAUACCCAAGCAUGUCCUGGUGGGCCAUCACAUGCAAAAGGCAGCAUCAUUGGCAAUAUUAAUGAUAUUGAAUUUGGAGUUGCUUUCCUGAAUGCCACAGUAACAGACAGCCCUGAUUCUGAAACUAGGGUAAUACAAGCAAAGAUCACAAAUGUCCCUCAGAGCCUUGGUCCAGCAAUGAGAAAGCUCAUAUCUAUACUCAGCCCUGUUUAUUGGACAACAGCGAAAGAAAUUGGAGAAGCAAUGAAUGGGUUUACGCUCACUGAUGCGGUCUUCAAGAGAGAAACUCAAGUGGAGUUUGCAACUGGUGAGAUUCUGCGGAUGACUCAUAUUGCCAGAGGUCUGGAUUCAGACGGAUCUUUGCUGCUGGAUGUUGUUGUGAGUGGCCGCGUGCUGCAGCUCCAGUCAGUAGCUGAUGUUAAUGUGAAGGAUUACACAGAAGACUAUAUUCAAACUGGCCCUGGGCAACUGUAUGCCCAUUCUACUCGACUCUUCACUGUAGAUGGAGUUAGUGUUCCCUAUACAUGGAACCACACUAUCACCUAUGAUUACACUAAAGGAAAGAUGCCCUUCUUGGUGGAAACACUCCAUGCUUCCUCUAUUACAACAGAGUACAAUCCACUGGAAGAAGCAGUGGCUUUUAAAAUCCACGCUUCCAUUGCAAAAGGAGAUCAUAGCAAUCAGUGCCCUGCUGGGUUUGGUUUCGACUCAACUGGGCCUUACUGUUCAGAUGAAGAUGAAUGUGCUCUGAGAAAUCCUUGUUCCCAUACCUGUCAUAACACCAUGGGUUCUUACUACUGCUCCUGUCCAAAAGGCCUCACUAUUUCUGCAGAUGGUAGAACGUGUCAGGAUAUUGAUGAGUGUGCGUUAGGUGGACAUACCUGCCAUGCUGGCCAGGACUGUGAAAACAUCAUUGGCUCAUACCGCUGCGUGGUUAGAUGUGGGAAUGGCUUUAGGAGGACAGCUGAUGGAUUUAGUUGCCAAGAUGUUAAUGAGUGCCAAGAGUCCAACUCCUGUCACCAGCGUUGCUUCAAUACUAUAGGAAGUUUCCACUGUGGUUGUGAUCCAGGAUACCAGCUAAAGGGCAGAAAAUGCAUGGAUGUAAAUGAGUGCAGGCAGAAUGUAUGCAGGCCUGAUCAGCUUUGCAAAAACACCCGUGGUGGCUAUAAGUGCAUUGAUCUGUGUCCCAGUGGAAUGACCAAGGCAGAAAAUGGAACUUGUAUUGACGUUGAUGAAUGCCGGGAUGGAACCCACCAGUGCCGCUAUAACCAGAUUUGUGAGAACACACGAGGAAGUUACCGUUGUGUGUGUCCAAGAGGAUAUCGGUCCCAGGGAGUUGGAAGACCUUGUGUGGACAUUAAUGAAUGUGAACAAGUGCCUAAGCCCUGUGCAUUUCAAUGCACCAACACCCCCGGCAGCUUCAAGUGUAUCUGUCCACCUGGACAACAUUUAUUAGGUGAUGGGAAAUCUUGCGCUGGAUUGGAGAGAUUGCCAAAUUAUGGUGCCUAUUACAAUAGCUAUAACUAUGCUCAAUUCUCCCCUGUGAGAGACAACUAUCAACCUCAACAAUAUUACAGGCAUUCCUCAAAUCUCUACAGCUCCUUCUCAGAGUAUAGAAACAGCAGAAUACCUUUCUCCAGGACUAGAAGGAACAUUAGAGAAACUUGUCCUGAAGGCUAUGAGGCAAGAAAUGACAGAUGUGUAGACAUCGAUGAAUGUGAAACCAGACAUACCUGUCAGCAUGAAUGCAGAAACACCCUGGGAAGUUACCAGUGUACUUGUCCAUCUGGUUAUCGCCUUAUGCCCAAUGGCAAAACCUGCCAAGAUAUUGAUGAGUGCCUUGAACAGAACAUUAACUGUGGAUCAAAUCAGAUGUGUUUCAACAUGAGAGGAAGCUACCAGUGCAUAGACACACCUUGUCCACCAAACUAUCAGCGAGAGCCUCUUUCUGGGUUCUGUCUCAAAAACUGCCCAGCCAAUGACUUGGAGUGUGAUCCGAGUACCUACGCCUUGGAAUACAAACUCCUUUCCCUCCCCUUUGGCAUAGCUGCUGGCCAGGAUUUAAUCCGGCUGGUUGCCUAUACUCAUGAUGAAGUCAUGCACCCAAGGACAACUUUCUUAAUGGCAGAUGAGGACCCAGCAAUCCCAUUUGCCCUGAGAGAUGAGAACUUGAAAGGAAUAGUGUUCACCACCCGACCGCUGCGAGAGCCAAAGACCUACCGCAUGGGAGUCAGAGCCUUAUCCUACAGUGUCGAUGGAAAUAUUGAGUAUCGGACAACUUUCAUUGUUUAUAUAGCUGUGUCAGCCUACCCCUAUUAA